Messenger RNA from Gadus chalcogrammus (walleye pollock), 2214 nucleotides. RefSeq names its product G2/M phase-specific E3 ubiquitin-protein ligase-like. The record is from RefSeq and is a predicted model, not a curated record. Gene Ontology annotation, molecular function: ubiquitin-protein transferase activity. The coding region runs from base 429 to 2066 and encodes 545 amino acids. NCBI's taxonomy places the organism in Eukaryota, Metazoa, Chordata, Actinopteri, Gadiformes, Gadidae. Gene Ontology annotation, biological process: protein polyubiquitination; positive regulation of protein catabolic process; proteasome-mediated ubiquitin-dependent protein catabolic process. The transcript has 7 exons. Gene Ontology annotation, cellular component: nucleus.
AAUCAUUUUGCAUCAGCUAUCUAAAGUUAGUCAAUGGUGGUUAUGCUUAGUGUGAGGAUCUGGGUGGUGCAUUCAGAGGCUCAGCUACAUCAUAUGUUAAUGUUCUUUCACAUAUUAUGCUCAGAGGCUGUGUGAUGCCCUUGGGAGUGAAACCUGGCUUUCUUUUCAUGUAUACAUUUUGUUUAGCUUUAAACUUUGUAGAAGCACAACUUAUCAUAGGUUAACUGUGGCAGUCAUACAGGUCUACGUUGGUGGUUGGGAACACUAUGAUUAUCUCUGAAAAUAUGACAACACAGUUUGGAAGCCUUGGUUUGUGGAAUUUAUCGUCUUUGAAACUGUCUUCUCGAACAUUGUAGGAGUCUGGGCAAGAUCUCAAAGGACAGUUUGCUGGGAUUCCUGAAAUAUCUUGUGUAUAUUAUUGGCAACGAAUGGCUGUUAUUUUGCCACUAGAAACGGAUUAUACUGAUGUUUACAUUUCCAUUUUUAGGAGAACCUGUGCAAGAUUCAGCAGACAGCGGCACAAACUUGAAGAUUGGGUUAAACUGGAUGGCAUAAAACCAUCCUCAACGCUAUACGUACUUUGGUUUUCAAUUCAGCAUGUACAGGAAAUUCUCUCGGGACAACGAAAUGAUGGCGCUCAUGCCCUAAACCACACAUCUCCUGGUCAGUCGUCGCUGUCUGAGCCCUCCACCCAGCCAAGUCUCUCUGUGUCCUCCACCCACUCACUGCUGUCUGAGCCCUCUCUCCAGCCACUGCCAUCUGAGAACUCUAUCCAGCCAUCGCUCACUCUGAUCUCACAACCGCAAGAAAUCCUGACUGUUGAAGAACCAUCACUCCCUCCUUCACCUGUCCAGGAACCAAUCAUUCAUCUUGACGAACAAGAGACCGUUUCACAAAAUCAGUCUCCUGUAUCGACACAUCACCUUGGAGGACCUGUGGAUGAGAUUGAUCUACAGACCAUAUUGCAAAAACUGGUCAACAAAGUAGAUCACAACUUCUCUCCAACAAGCAACCAAAUAAAUGUGUGCCGGGACAAUGUUUUACUAUGUAGCCUGCGGGCGUUUAAACGGAAGUCCUUCGACCCUGAAGCAAAACUGGAUGUUGUCUUUGUGGAUGAAGAUGACAAUGGUGAAGGGGCAGUUGACGAAGGCGGCCCGACCAGAGAGUACCUAAGGCUGUUGAUGAGGGCUGUCCACCAAUCAAACAUCUUUGAUGGACAUGAGAAAGACCGGCAGUUGCGUCUUGAUACUCAAGCUUUACAGAGUAAACUGUACACCUGGGUGGGGAAAAUGAUUGCUGUGUGCGUCAUUCAUGGAGGAGUUGGUCCACAUUUCUUCUCGGAAAGGCUUUUCCAGCAAAUCUGUGGAGUAGAAACGACCCCGGCCACGGUCGAUGAAGUUGGCGACCAUACUUUUAGGCAGCAGUUGAUGAAAAUACAGGAAGCAACAACAGUCGGAGAGGCAAACGACACAAUUACAGAGGCAGCAGAUAGUCUCAAUAUUGUAGGGGCCUUGAGACAUGUGUCCACCCUUGAAGAGAAGGACUCCCUUGUCAAGUCAGCUGCUGACUUCUUUGUAAACGGCAGAUUGGCGACUGCCCUGGACCAGUUUGCUGAUGGGUUACAAACCCUUGGAUUACUCCAAGAGAUUAGGGAGAAUCCGGCAGUAUUCUUCCAUUUCUUUGUAAAUGAGGAAUUUCCCCUUCAGGCAAAGGACCUGUGCAAGCUAUUUGUUGUAGACUUCUCAGUGCAAGGCAGCAACCGGAGAAACCGUGAAAAUGCAACCAUCUGCUUCUGGCGUGACUGGUUGAUUGACGUAGAAGAAGGAGAAUGCAGUCCAGUCACCCUUGAGAGGGUAUUGGAAUUUUCAUCUGGAGCCUCUAAAGUCCCUCCACUGGGAUUUCCAUACCCUCCUCAAAUCCAGUUCAUUCAUGAAGACAACCGAAUCUUCCCUGAAGCAAACACCUGUAUUAUUAUAUUACGCCUGCCGCUGCAUUCUUCCUAUGAAUGUUUUAAAAAAUACAUGAUGGAGGGAAUUCUGCAAGCGCCGACCUUUGGUCUUGCAUAAUGUUGUUUGUUUUUCAUUCAUUGCAGGUUGUUGGAGGGCAUGCCUCUAUUGUUCCAAUUGAUCAACUCAUACACACUCAUACGCUCUCACUCAUACACUCUCUCUCUCACACUCAUACGCUCUCACUCAUACACUCUCUCUCUCACAC